GUUUCGCAGCGAGGGAGCGUUUGGAGUGACGUCGGCCACGCAUUGUUCCAGUUCCUUAUUACAAGGGCCCAGUGAAGAUAUUUGUCCCACCUGCGACUGCAACACUGUACGACGAAGAAGACAAUACAUUCACUUCGCAAGGGACUUUCAUAUCUGACGCUUUACCUGCUACGCCAAGACAGCGCGAUGCUGGGCAACACGUUGCGCCAACUGAACCACGAGGUUUUGUUGUCACUGCAGAAACCGCUGCCGCGGGCGUUGACUGUCGAUAGUGGCGCCAGGCACGCUCUUGCCGAUCCGAGAUCAGCGAGAAAGAAGGCAGAUGGCUCACCAGUGAGGAGCGCUGGGCAGGCGCAGUGGCGCCAACAUUCCUCCGUGGUUCCCUCUGGGGGCCCUAGGAAGCAGCUGGCGCACAACUUCGCUCUCCAGCCGGAACUCUAUCCGUCGUCUGCGAGUGCUGUAUCCAGGUUUGAAGAUGUAGAGUUCGGCACGCCAAUCGAAGUACACAUCGUGCGAGCCAGCUACAACGCCGACCCUUUCGAGAAGAAGGUCGAUCUCGGAGUUGGAGCGUACCGGACAGAGGAGGGCCGGCCGUGGGUGAUGCCAUGGGUGCACACAGUGAGGCAGCAGCUGGCUCACGACCCGACUCUCAACCACGAGUACCUCCCCUUCUUGGGCUGCGAGCGCUUCACCAGGUGUGCCAAUGAGCUGCUACUGGGUGACAACAGCCCAGCCAUACACCAGGGCAAGGUUUUUGGCAUUCAGAGUCUGAGUGGAGCAGGCAGUGUUCGAAUAGCAUCUGAAUUUCUCUGCAAAGUAAUGAAGUACAAGACUGUGUUCAUACCAGUUGAGACAUGGGAGAACCACUACCGGCUUGUUACACAUGGUGGAUUUUCUGAUGUUAGAGAAUAUAGGUAUUGGAACACACAGACCAGAACACUUGACUUUGAAGGUCUGAUCGAAGAUCUUUCAGCUGCACCUGCAGACUCUAUAGUUGUGUUGCAUCCCUGUGCACACAAUCCAACUGGCUGUGACCCAUCACAUGAGCAGUGGGACAGGAUUGCCGACAUUAUUGAGGAACGAAGGCUGUUCCCAUUUUUUGACAUUGCCUAUCAGGGACUGGCUUCUGGAGAUAUUGAUGAAGAUGCCUGGGCUGUCAGACGCUUUGCUGAAAGAGGCAUUGAAUUUUUCUGUGCACAGUCAUUUUCUAAGAAUUGUGGGUUAUAUGGUGAACGCACAGGGAACCUGGCUGUGAUGCUAAACAAUCCAGACAAGAUUGAGAAAGUGAAAUCUCAGUUUAUUGUUAUCGCACGAUCAAUAUACUGCAGUCCGCCUAGUCAAGGUGCUCGUAUAGUAACUGCUAUGCUAGAAGAUCCUAAACUGAAGGAAGAGUGGAAAACAUGCUUGCGAGAGAUGACAAACCGCAUCAAAGAUAUGAGGAAAGGCCUGAAAGAGCGCUUGGAUGCAUUGGGAACACCUGGCUCAUGGGACCACAUCACUCAGCAAGUGGGCUUCUUUUCAUUUACAGGACUCUCUGAACGUCAAGUACAACUUCUAAGAGAGAAGUACCAUGUCUACAUGCUGAGCAAUGGACGUGCCAACAUGUGUGGUCUGAACACAAAGAAUCUUGAUUAUACUGCAAAUGCCAUUCAUGAUAUUGUGACAAGAUUGCCAGAAGAGGACAAAAAUCCUUUGCGUGCCUAAAACUAUAAGUUUUAUUCGUUCCUGAGGGGUCACUAUAAUGGUGGCCUCUGAGAUUGGCACCUGAUUUCUACUUUCCAUAUUUUUAUUUUUAUUUAUUUGGUACAGAGUGUACUAGUUUUGAAACUUACAGUACAAGUCCUUUAGUUAGAUGGUAGAUAAGGAAAUGAGUGAAGUUAGGCCUAUUUCAUUUAUGAAGCAAUGACCCAGAAUAUAAGUAUUAAAGCUGAUUAUUUUCUUCCUUAUUAAAAAGUAAGACUGUUGCUUAAUAUUCUAUUGUAUUUUUGUAUGAUUUUUAUAUGUUAAAUAAAAUUGUAUUGCAGCUUUA
Schistocerca cancellata (South American locust) is the source of this 2029-nucleotide messenger RNA. RefSeq names its product aspartate aminotransferase, cytoplasmic-like. Lineage: Eukaryota; Metazoa; Arthropoda; Insecta; Orthoptera; Acrididae. The coding region runs from base 187 to 1704 and encodes 505 amino acids. Gene Ontology annotation, biological process: L-aspartate biosynthetic process. Gene Ontology annotation, molecular function: pyridoxal phosphate binding; L-aspartate:2-oxoglutarate transaminase activity. The transcript has 8 exons. Gene Ontology annotation, cellular component: cytosol. The record is from RefSeq and is a predicted model, not a curated record.